AUGUUGAGUGAUGUCCUGCCACAUUUAUCAAGAUUAUCUUUGUUAUUUCAGAAGCAGAGCAUUGAUGUAACCUUACUAGAGACUGUUGUUAGUAGCACCAUAAUCACAAUCAACCAGCUACUGACUAAUGAAGGUCAACAUACACAGAAUAUAGACCAAUAUAUUGAAGAAUACUUAUCAGCACAUGACAUUGUUGUUUCUCAACAUAAAAAAGAUAAAUUCAAGUCAGAGGUUUACAGUAAAUACACAGCAGGAGUAUGUACCAACUUGGAGGAUAGAUUUCCUGAUAUUUCCCUGAUCUCUGCAUUCAGUAUAUUUGACCCAAGCACAGUAAAUGGUGUUGGUAAUGAAGAGAAAGUUGAGACAUUAGCAGAACAUUAUAAUUUAGAUGCAGAACAAACAUCAAGGGAGUAUGACCUAAUAAAAGUUGCAAUGGAGAAUACUUACCAUGACAAAUCAUAUCAAGAUAUGAUGAAAAUUAUAAUUACAAGUUAUAAAGACCUGACACCAAAUCUGUAUAAACUUGCUGCUAUUGCUUUGACAAUACCUGUUUCAACUGCUGAUUGUGAACGAGGUUUUUCUGUAGUUUCAAGAAUCAAAACAAAGCUGCGCAACCGCCUGUCAGAGAAGAUCAUCAAGAUUCUUCUGUUCAUUAGUACUGAAGGACCUGAUAUCCAGGAUUUUAAUUUCUCAGCUGCAGCUGCAAACUGGGCCAGUGCAAAAGAAAGAAGAAUACAUAUAUGA
Molecule: messenger RNA, 744 nt
Organism: Saccoglossus kowalevskii
Lineage: Eukaryota; Metazoa; Hemichordata; Enteropneusta; Harrimaniidae
Source: RefSeq, a predicted model, not a curated record